AUGCACCUGUCCAGCAUCUUCGUCGGUCUCGCCGGCCUCCUGGCAUCUGCCAGCGCCAGUCCCACCAACAACAACACUGUUUACAAGCACUUCGACUGCGGUGUUGACCUCAGCCGUGCCAGUGAACACUUCAACAAGACUGUGCGCCUGAUGCACCAGUAUGUUUUCAAGGCCCAUAGUGGCACACAGGUUGCUGAUCACGCCGUCCGCGCUGCCGCCGCCGGCCCCAUCAUUGUCAAUGUUGCUUUCCACAUCGUCACCACCGCCGCUAAGGCAGGCACCAUCACUCAGAAGAUGGCCGACGACCAACUCAACACAUUGAACAAGGCCUACAAGUCCAGCAACGUUCAGUUCAACCGCAUUGCCACCACCUUCACUGUCAACGACGCCUGGGCUGUCGGUGCAGGCUCUGACGCCACUGCCAUGAAGACCGCUCUGCGCAACGGCACCUACUCCACUCACAACAUCUACUUCAUGACCGACCUCACUGGCAGCAUCCUCGGCACGUGCAGUCUGCCUUCAGACAUCGGCCCGGGCACUCCUGAUCCCAGCACUUACAUCACCGACGGCUGCAUGAUCCAGGCCAACACCAUGCCUGGCGGCAACAUCUACGGCUUCAACCUGGGCAUGACCGCCGUUCAUGAGACCGGCCACUGGAUGGGUCUGCUGCACACCUUUGAAGGCUACAGUUGCACUGGCAGCGGUGACUUCAUCCCCGACACUCCCAUGCAGAGCACCAGCACCGAUGGUUGCNCCUCCAAGCCUCCCAAGGACAGCUGCCCCCAAGUCGCCGGCGUCGACGCCAUCCACAACUACAUGGACUACUCGGACGACUCUUGCUACACCAGCUUCACUGCUGGCCAGAACAAGAGAAUGGCGAACAUGUGGGCCACCUACAGACUUGGUCGCUAA
This is a messenger RNA of Aureobasidium musti, 912 nucleotides long. The record is from the annotation of a GenBank genome assembly. NCBI's taxonomy places the organism in Eukaryota, Fungi, Ascomycota, Dothideomycetes, Dothideales, Saccotheciaceae.